Messenger RNA from Closterium sp. NIES-65, 6786 nucleotides. The record is from the annotation of a GenBank genome assembly. Lineage: Eukaryota; Viridiplantae; Streptophyta; Zygnematophyceae; Desmidiales; Closteriaceae.
AUGCAGCCGCACGCGGCUCCCAGCGGCACGGAUGCCUUCGAGCGCUACUUCCAAGCGGCCGAUGCGGACAGGGAUGGCCGGAUCAACGAGGCCUUAUUCUCCUUCUUUCCACAUGAUCUCUCUCUUCUUUCUCAUUCUCCCCAGGGAAUAGCGGUCUGGCAGUAUGCGGACUCGCGCCAAGCGGGGUUCCUCCACCGCCCAGAGUUCUUCCACGCCCUUCGCCUCAUCACCGUUGCCCAAUCCGGUCGCGACAUCAACCCAGACGUCGCCCGAGCCACCUUCUCAGGCCCGGCAGUGGCCCAGAUCCCCGCACCUCGGAUUACCGUGCCUCCGAGGCCCGGAGCUGCUGCCAGACCAGGCGGGCUGCCAGGUCCGGUCGGUUCGGGCGCUCCCGGACCUGGAGCACCGGGAGCACCACCAGUGCAGCAGGGCGCGUAUGGAAGGGGAAUGCCAGUCCAAGGCGCGCCGAUGCCACAGGGGAUGGCUGGUAUGGCUGGGAUGGGCCCUGUGGGGGGCAUGAUGGGGGGGCCUCUUGGACCCGCAUACGGCCGUGGUCAGCCAGCAGGUGCUCCUAUGCCAGGUCAGCCUGGCCCGAUGCCAGGUCAGCCUGGCCCCAUGCCAGGUCAGCCCGGCCAAAUGCCAGGUCAGCCUGGGCCAAAGCCAGGUCAGCCUGCAUCCGGGCCUUCUUGGCAGCCUGCUUCUGCGAAGCCUGCAGCAGAGAAGGAUCCGUUUGCGGAUUUUGGCGUGCUUGGAGGCAAGAAGUUUGCCGCCCAGACCCAGAGUGGUGCCAAGGGUUCUGCUGCCGCCCAAAGUGCUGCCACAGACGCAGCAGCAGCAGCAGCACUGGAUGCUUUUGUGAUGAAAGACGUGGCUGUAGUGCCUCCAGCUGCUGUGUCUUCCGCUGUGGUAACAGCAGGUGGGGGGCAAGCAGCAGAAGGAACAGCAUUCGCGGGAGCAGGGGCAGCAGCAGGGGCAGCAGGGCAAGGGGCGGGCGCAGCAGCAGGGGGCGCGCAGGGGCAGGAAGGAGAGGGGUUUCUGAUGGUCCCGGGGGAUCCCCAGCCAUGGCCGAGAAUGGGGGUGGCGGAGGCACAGCGGUAUGCGCAGGUGUUUGUGGGCAUCGAUGCGGAUAGGGAUGGCAAGAUCACCGGCAAGGAGGCGAGGAAAGUGCUCAUGGCUUCACAAGUGCCUAUUGAUGUACUCAAGCAGGUGUGGGACCUCUCAGACGAGGACAAGGACGGCAACUUGACUCUCCGCGAGUUCUGCACCGCCUCCUACCUCAUCGAGCGCUACAAGUCAGGACGAAAGCUGCCGCCCACACUGCCGAAGGGCUUCCACGUGGACGAACCGGUGCAGGACCAGCGCACGGCCAUCGCUGCGAAACGAUUGGCCGAGGCGCAGGCGGCGCUGACUCAGCACUCACAGGGGGUGAACGUGCCAACGUGGCAGCGCGAUCCAGGUGUCCUGGUCUCCCCAACAAAAGGAGCACCCAGAAAGGACGCUGCCAUGGAUCAGAAGAAAAAGGCGGUGUUUUUCCGCGACAAAAUGCAGGAGAUUGUCAUGUUCAAGAGUCGCUGUGACCUCCGCCUUGCUGACGUCUCUGAACAGGCUGAUGUGGAGAAAAAGGAGAUGGAGGAACUGGCCCGGAAGUAUGACGACAAGUACAAGGCGGCUCAGCUGUCGGCUGGGAAGCUUGCAGCAGAGGAGCGGGCACUGCAGCAGAUGCAGGAGAAGGCUCACAUCAUCAUGAACGCAACGUCAAGGCUUGACCGAGGAGGCGACCCCAACCAGCUGCUGCAGGACAAGGCGGACCGCUUGGCUCUAGAGGUGGAGGAGAUGCGCAAGGCGGUGUUCGCGCAUGCCACUGCCAUCGGGCUCAAAGUGCGGCCCCUUGUGGGAUCCGAAACUCCCUUUGGCUGGCAGGCGAAUCUUCAGGAGAAAGCAACAGACUGGGACGACGAGUGGGACGACGUGCAGUUUGAAGAGCUGGUGGUGGUGCGGGAUAUUGGCGACACCCCAUUGGCUGAAAACGAAGACCCGUUCCCCAGGCCGAAAUCCAAGGAGCAGGAGGAGAAGGGAGCGGCUGGGGCGUCAGCAGCUGCUGAAACUGGCAAGGGAGAAGGGGAGGAGGGUGGGGGAGAGGGAGAGGUGGAGGAUGGGAAGGGGGGAGAGGGGAUGGCAGCAGAAGAGGUUGAUGGUGCUGCGAAUACAGGAGGGGAAGGGCCAGGAGGUUCCAAGGAGAACGGGGAGAAGGAGAAGCAGGAGAAGGAGAAGGAGGAGGAGAAGAAGAGGAAGAAGAAGGAGAAGAGCAUGGGCUCGGCUCCGUCCGGUCCAGCUGACUUCUUCUCUCCAGAAGAGGAUGAGGAUGCGGAUUCAAACGAGGCUAUGAUUGGCGUGCAGAGGCAUGGGGAGGAGGACGAGGAGGAGGAAGAGGAGGAGGUGGAGGAAAUUGUGAUGGAUUCGACGCCUGUGCUGCAGAUUACAGCAGGAGGAGAGGGAGAGGGAGGGGGAAGGGGGAGAAAGGACGGGAUGAUGGAAGGGGUGGUUGCGGGAGGGGCAGGAGCAGGAGCAGAGGAAAAGCAGACCAAGCAAUCAGAAGCAGGAGCUGGAGGAAAGGAAGGGGAGAGAGAGGGGCAGGAGACCGAUGGGGAGAAUUCGACGUCAGCAGUGCAAGAGGAGAGUGCAGCAUCGGCCUCACCUGGUGAUUCCAAGGAGAUUCUUGGAUUCCCCUUCCAAGGCUGGUCCCGUGGCAGCGCGGGUAAAGCAGGAGCAGCAGCAGGAGGAGCAGGAGGAAGGGGGUCAGGAGGAGCAGCGAUGCCGAGUUUGGCUGACCUGGCGUCAUCCUUCUCUCUCUCUCCAACAUCUGGCGUGUCUCCGGUUUCUCCUGUAUCUGCUGCUGCAUCCACCAGCAGUAGAGCAUCUACUACUGCUUCUCCCUUCAACCCUGCUUCGGUUGCAAAGAGCCUGGCAGCUGCUAAUGCUGCUGCUGCAGCAAUUAACGCUGCUUCUGGAACGCCUGAUUCCAUCCCUGCUGGUGUUGCUGCUGGUGGCGAUGCUGCUGCCUUGUCAGCAGGGAAGUCUCCACCCUCGGCCACGUCUGUGCGUCGAACCUUGGAUUUAGGUUCGGUGGACUCCCCACAGCAAGAUAGCACGGCGAGCGGAGCGAGCAGCGCUGGAGGCUUGGGUUUUGGUUCGGUGAUGACGGCUGGUCCGGGAGGGAGGUACGGCGAAGGAGCAGGAGCAGGGGCAGGAGCAGGAGCAGGAGUGGGGGCAGUAGCAGGUGGAGGAGGGGGAAGGGAUGGGUAUGGAGAGGGAGAGGAGGUGUCACGGCCCUACACAGCCCAUGGGCUUGUGUCCGAAGAUAUGGUUGAGAGUGAUGCAGAGAGUGACAGUGGAAGGAAGGGCUAUGGGUCGGGGGGGAGAGGAAGGGAUGAGGAGGAGGACGAACAAGCAGCAGAUUCGUCUGACACUGCUGCACCUGCUGCUGGUAUCCCAGCAGCAGCAACAGCUGCUGCUGCCGCCGCUGCUGCCACCGCUGCUCCCGCUGCCUCCUUCGGCCUAUCUCCCAGUGCCGACAGUGAAGGUGGCGCUGCAGUAACAGAGACCAAAUCCGGGUCCUUCGCGUUUGAUUUCUCGGCAGAGCCAGAGGACCCGUUCACCUCAGGUGCAGCAGCAGCAGCAGACCGUUCAGAAUCCGCAUCUCCCUUCCCCACCUCGUUCAGCACUGAGGGGCGGCGGAGGAGUGGAAACGACGAGGCUCAGUCACCUCUCACGCACGCUGCUGUGGGUCAGGAAGAUAGCCCUAUCCACUCCCAGCAGCAGCAGCAGCUGGGUGGUGCUGCCGAUACUUUUGAGUCCUCGCCGUUUCACGCCAAUCCGGUUGACGCCGCGCCGUUUGAUGCCUCUCAGUUUGACCAGGGUUUUGGCCGCGAUUCCAGCUUUGGCCGGGACCCGAGCUUCUCCAGGGAUUCAAGCUUCAAGGGGUAUGGGGGGAGCAUAUUUGAUUCUGCCACCGGUGCGGCAAGUUUCAAGGGUGGAUUCGACGCGAGCGCGUUCGAUUCGGCCACGGGUGCGGCGAGCUUCAAGGGCGGGUUUGAUGCGAGUACGUUCGACCAGCAUUACGGUGGAGUGGGGGCGUUUGACCAGCAUUACGGUGCGGGCGGUGCUGCUCUCGACACCUCCUCCUCCUUCCGUUCCUCUGUGGACUCCCCAUCCGGCUCUCAUGCCCGGUCUGGCGAGUUCCAUCCCGGCCAGUUCCAAUCCUUCGCCAGUGGCUUCGAUGACCAUUUCGACUCAAACCCCUACGGUGCAAGUGCGGGGACGGUGGGAGGAGGAGGAGGCCGAGGAAGGGGAGAGGAAGAAGAGGAGGUGCAUAGCAGCGAGGAGGAGGACAGUGGAGGGGACCCCUUUGCCAAUCUCCGAAGCAGUGGGGGUGGUGCAGGCGGUAACCAGCAUGUUACCGCGUCGCAUUUCGACGCGUACAACUACGACAAGGCGGCGGAAGAGGCGGAAACACCCGGGGCUGCGAGGCAGGGGGGGGUGCAGCCGGCACCAUCAGAUGAUGCGAGUGCAGCAUCAUCAGAUGAUGUGAGUGCAGCCGUUUAUGCAGCAGCCGAGCGCAUUCACCACGGCGAUGCCCUUUCUCGAGCCAUCAUUGAUGGGUUUCUUGAUGACCCCACACUCAUCGAUUUCAGUUUUCCCGACCAGAUAUGUGGCACAUGGCACCACAACUACACUCGCAUGCACCAGCAAAUCCGGGCAGCCAGCAAAAAUCCCUCUGGCGACCCCCCGCCCGACACGCCGCCCGUGAAAUUUCUCACCUUUGACGGCCUCAGCCACUGCGACAGCCUCGGGGAGACCCUCAUGGGGCUGACGUCAGCGUUCACUGUAGCUAUCCUCACUAACAGAGCUUUCGUUAUAAAGCACCCGUGCAUCCCCAUGGCGUUUGAACCGGCGCUGAUCGACUGGCAGCCCACAGAAGACGUGGGAUUCGAGCCCGUCAGAAACGAAACUUUUCCGCUCGAGCAUCCUGACCAGGCGGUCACGCCACCAAUAGGAGCGAGCGAUAUUGUGGAGAUCAAUCUAGAAUUACGUCCCGAGGCGCACCCGGAAAAGGUGUUUCUGCAGGUAGAAGCUGCAAGGAACCUGUGUGUGGUGUGGAAUAAAGACCUGCUGGUGCAUAUGCUGAAGGGGGCAAAUGAAUCGGUGUGGGGAGGGAGACUCAAAGACAUGGGUGUCAGUAUCCCGUACGCUUUCGGCUGCUUUGUGCGAUACCUGCUGAGGCCCAAACCAGAGGUGUGGCACAGGAUGCAGCCGUUUGAGAAGCAGCUGAGGGGCGACAAGGUGGUGAGCAUCGGCAUGCACGUGCGGCACUUCGGCCGCGGGUCCCUCCCACCCAGCACCACCAUCAACUCAGGCGACUUGCGGAGGGCUAUGAAUGACAUCGUGUGGCCUGCCAUAAAAUGCGCCAAGGAUGUCGAAAACUGGUGGUACCCGCCAUUCCUUAACGUGAAGUGGCUCAUCAUUAGCGACUCGCUGCAACUCAAACAGAAGGCGGCCAUUGACGUGAACGAUUCCAAGAUCGUCAUGACCGAAUUUGACCCGUGGGUCCCGACCUCCCUCCUCAACAUCAGCCAAAAGACAGUCACUGAGUGGCUUCUCCUCUCCUCGUGCAACUCCUUUAUUGUUGGGAAUGCAGCAGACGAGCGCAUUCACCACCGCGAUGCCCUUUCUCGGGCCAUUAUAGAUGCUUUCCCGGACGUCCCCACUCUCAUCGAUUUCGGUUUCCCCGAUCAUUUAUGUGGGACAUGGCAUCACAAUUACACUCGCAUGCACCAGCAAAUCCGGGCAGCCAGCAAAAAUCCAUCCUCUGCCCCGCCGCCUGACACGCCGCCCGUGAAAUUUCUCACCUUUGACGGCCUCAGCCACUGCGACAGCCUUGGGGAGACCCUCAUGGGGCUGACGUCAGCAUUCACUGUAGCUCUCCUCACUAACAGAGCCUUCGUUAUAAAGCACCCGUGCAUUCCCAUGGCGUUUGAACCGGCGCUAAUCGACUGGCAGCCGACCGAGGACGUGGGAUUUGAGCCGGUCAGAAACGAAACUUUUCCAUUGGACCCUCCUGACCGGGCAGUCACGCCGCCAAUAGGAGCGAGCGAUAUUGUGGAAGUUAAUCUGGAAUUACAUCCCCAGGCGCACCCGGAAAAGGUGUUUCCGAAGGUGGAAGCUGCGAGGAACCUGCGUGUGGUGUGGAAUAAGGAUCUGCUAGUGCAUAUGCUGAAGGGGGCGAAUGAAUCGGUGUGGGGGGAGAGACUCAGGGCCAUGGGCGUGCGAAUUCCAUACGCUUUUGGCUGCUUCGUUCGAUACCUGUUGAGGCCCAAGCCGGAGGUGUGGCACAGGAUGCAGCCGUUUGAGAAGCAGCUGAGGGGCGACAAGGUGGUGAGCAUCGGCAUGCACGUGCGGCACUUCGGCCGCGGGCCCCCCCCACCCAACACCACCGUUAGCCCGGAGGAGGUGAAGCAAGUAAUGGACGACGUCGUGUGGCCCGCCAUUGAGUGCGCCAAGGGACCCCCUCUUCCUGCAAUCCCCUCUGUGCAAACCUUUCAAGAGACAGUCACUGAGUGGCUGCUGCUCUCCUCGUGCAACUCCUUUGUCGUUUCGACAUCCGCCUUUGGCCGUACGGCUGCCAUGUACUCAAUGCACCCUAUGAGCAUCUACACACCGCAGUCGUGUGAGCCUCAGACUCCCGUCCGCGUCAGCAGCUUCGGAGAGGGGUCACAGCGGCAGUUUUAA